AUGUUUAAGAAAAAAGAAAUAAUCAAUAUAAUUGUUCUUGGAUCCACAAAUUCAGGAAGAUCAACUACAGUUGGUCACUUUCUCUAUAAGUUAAGCAAAGAGUGUCCUCAAUUGCUAUAGUAUUUUAAUACUACAUCUUAGAUUACAGAAGAGAAGGAUAUAGACUUUACAAUUCCACUAAAAAAUUUGCAAUUUGAAUUGGAGAGAAACAGUGAAUAGGAAGAAAAACAUAUAUGCUUUGAAAUGAACAACCAUAACUAUGAAAUAGUUGAUAUUAUUGGUCAUAAAAACUUUGUUAAAAAUAUCAUAUCAGGUUAAUCUAAAGCUCAUGUAGUGCUGAUAGUUGCAGCCCUUUAACAAGAAAGAGAUGAAUAUGAUUUCCAAUUUGAGUAAAUAAAGCAAUAAUUGAUAUUGGCACAAAGUCUUGGAGUAAAGUAGAUUAUAGUGGCUCUUAACAAAAUAGAAAUAGUGAAUUUUUCUGAAAAUGAGUUCACUUUGAUGAAAAACUAAAUUGACAAUUAUUUGCAUGAAAUAAAAUUUAAUCCUGAAAGUAUUUUUUAUAUUCCAGUUUCUGGUGUUAAAGGCGAUAAUUUAGUAGAAAAAUCAGAAAAUAUUCUUUGGUAUGAAGGAUAAACACUUUUAUAAGCUUUAUUUUUUAUGAAUAAUAUUAAUGAUUUGAAACAAAAACCUUUGAGAAUGCCAAUUAAAGAUAUCUAUAAGAUUGGAGGAGUAGGAACAGUUCCAGUUGGUAGGGUUGAAACAGGUAUUCUAAAGCCUGGAAUGAUGAUAAGAUUUUCUCCAAGUGGCUUAUUAGCAGAAUGUUCUUAGUUUGAGAUGAUGCAUCAUCCAAUGGAAGAAGCUAUUCCAGGUGAUAAUAUGGGUUUCAGCAUUAAAGGAAUUGAGACUUCAGAGAUUCAGACAGGAAAUGUUGCUUCUGAUGCUGAAAGAGAUCCAGCGAUGAAGGCAAUAUCUUUUUUAGCUUAAAUAGUUUUACUCGAAAGCUCUAAAUAGAUAGAAGUAGGUUAAAUUUCAUAGCUUUUUAUUCAUUAUACAUAAGUAGAAUGUAGAAUUAAAAGAAUUAUACACAAAAUUGAUAACAGAACAGGCAUUAUUCUAGAAGAAAACCCAAUAUCAGUCUCAAAAGGAGGUUCUGCAUUAGCUGAAAUUGAACCUCUUCAACCAUUAUGCAUCGAAGAAUACAGCUAAUAUCCACCUCUAGGUAGAUUCAUAUUAAAGGAUUCUGAUUAAACUACAGCUGUAGGAAUAGUUUAAAAAGUUGAAAAAUAAUUUAUCAAUUGA
This is a messenger RNA of Tetrahymena thermophila SB210, 1299 nucleotides long. RefSeq names its product translation elongation factor Tu protein. The transcript has a single exon. The record is from RefSeq and is a predicted model, not a curated record. Gene Ontology annotation, molecular function: GTPase activity; GTP binding. NCBI's taxonomy places the organism in Eukaryota, Ciliophora, Oligohymenophorea, Hymenostomatida, Tetrahymenidae. Gene Ontology annotation, biological process: translation.